AUGGACACAGGCUUCCGACGUGAUGUUCAAGAAGGCCUCCAAACACUCUGUGUUAUGCAGUGGAUUCCAGUCUAUAUAAUUUUAGGAGCAAUUCCCAUUAUUCUCAUACCCUACUUCCUGGUGCUCACUGAGUUCUGGGCCUUGGCGGUGCUUGCCUUAGCCUGGCUUGCCUAUGAUUGGAACACCCCCAGUCGAGGUGGCAGACGUGCUGCUUGGGUACGGAACUGGACCCUCUGGAAGUAUUUCUGUAAUUACUUCCCAAUAAAGCUGGUGAAGACUCAUGAUCUUUCUCCCAAACACAACUACAUCAUUGCCAGCCACCCCCAUGGUGUUUUAUCUUUUGGUGCCUUCAUCAACUUUGCCACUGAGGCCACUGGCUUUGCCCGGAUUUUCCCAUCUGUCACUCCCUUUUUAGCAACCUUGGAAGGCAUUUUCUGGAUCCCACUUGUGCGAGACUACGUGAUGUCGAUGGGCAUGUGCCCAGUAAGUAAGUUGGCUUUGGAGUAUGCUCUGACACCAAAAUACUCAGGCAAUGCUGUGAUUGUUGUGGUGGGUGGAGCUGCUGAAGCCCUCUUGUGCCACCCAGGAGCCUCCAUCGUCGUGCUCAAGCAACGUAAAGGUUUUGUGAAGCUGGCACUGGAGACAGGGGCAUACCUUGUUCCUUCGUACUCCUUUGGUGAAAAUGAGGUUUACAAUCAGGAGACCUUCCCUGAAGGCACAUGGAUAAGGUUCUUCCAAAAAAACUUUCAGAAAACGUUUAAAAAAAUCCUGGGAUUAAAUUUCUGUACCUUCCAUGGCCGAGGCCUCACUCGAGGAUCCUGGGGUUUCCUGCCUUUCAAUCGACCCAUUACCACAGUUGUUGGGGAACCUCUGCCAAUCCCCAAGAUUAAGUGGCCCAACAAGCAGACAGUGGACAAAUACCAUGCACUCUACAUCAGUGCCCUGCGCAAGCUGUUUGAUCAACACAAAGUUGAAUAUGGCCUCUCUGAGAACCAGGACUUGACAAUCAUAUGAUGGGACCAGUUUCCUUAUAACUGAACUCCAAACCAUGAGGAAUCCAAGUAAAGCCACAGGGAAGGGAGAAUUUGGGGAGAGGGGUGGAUCUCAAGGAUGAGGGGAUUUCAACCAAGGCAAAAAGUACUUAAUGAGUCAGGGUUCUAGCAAUGGCAUUCCCUUCCAAGUGGCCACGGCAGCUCUGAGGAAGGAACCAGAUGUGCAGUGGGAACUAAGGAGGAGUGGGAGGAGGCAGCUAUAAUCAGCCCUGAUUGUUUUAGGGCAAUAACCUAGUCUAGGAGUCUUGUGAAUCACUCUAGCUAAUUGUCUAAUUGAAGUAAUGAGAAGUCAACAAACACCUCACUCCUUCUUCGAAACCUUAGGAACAUCAUUACUAUUUAGGAUUAUGCUUAGAAGUUUAGUUGAUAAUAGGGACAGUUUGUUGCCUGCCAAUACAAUUUGGAGAUUGUCAUAGGUAAACUCAGGGCCUGAACUGUGACCUCCUGAUCCAAAGAGGCAAGAUUCCUUCAGUCAUGACAGAGUUCUAGAUUGGCAAUGCAGUCACACUGUUUCUUGAAUAAAAAUAAAACUCUAAGUAUGUAAAACAUUAUAGGCCUAUUUUCCGAUUAUUCUGUGAUUCACCACUGGGCAUCCCUCAAGCCUAAGAGUUGUGCUUCUGGCUACAACCAUUUUUUUCU
This is a messenger RNA of Cavia porcellus (domestic guinea pig), 1691 nucleotides long. It is a transcript of the gene Dgat2l6, whose product is annotated as diacylglycerol O-acyltransferase 2 like 6. Bases 1 to 1014 code for a protein of 337 amino acids. The record is from RefSeq and is a predicted model, not a curated record. Gene Ontology annotation, cellular component: endoplasmic reticulum membrane. The transcript has 7 exons. Lineage: Eukaryota; Metazoa; Chordata; Mammalia; Rodentia; Caviidae.